UAAUCGUUUGGUUGGCCUGCAAACCGUCUCUACGACAACGCUGCUCCAAAGUAUAAACAACAAUUGUGUUGCCAAUUUGAGAAGACAAUGAAAACCGAAACCACUUGAAUUGAACGUUUUUUGAGUUCUUUUGUGGGGCUUGCAAACUGAUCCAAAGUGCAACGGUGUGUGACAAAAACACAAAGUCAAAUUGAAAAAAAAAACCAAAGAUUCGUUCAUGAUGGCAUCAGGUUUGGAGCGGGUAAACGAAAAUGAGAUGAAAGCCAUGGAUGCCAAUCGGUAUGCCACCAAGAAGACGAUCGCCCAGGGCAUGCUGGAUAUCGCUUUGUUGACCGCCAAUGCAUCCCAGUUGAAGUACAUCCUCCAAGUGGGCGAGCAGCACCAGUUCUACAAGCUAAUGCUGAUCCUGAUCAGUCUAUCCAUAGUGUUGCAGGUGGCUGCUGGAAUACUGCUGGUCAUCCAGUCACUAAUCAAUAUGCAUAAUCCCAAGGAUCGAAGUCUGGGCUUCACAAUCAAUCACUUUAUAGAUGCAUUCAUAUUCCUGGCAGUGUUCUGUGACAUUAUGAAGAUGAAUUUCGGCAUCGAUCCGGCUGUGCCACACAGAAGUGAUGAUGCGGAGCUUGUGAAGCCUUAAAAAAAUAUAUAUCGCGUAGCUGUACUUUUGGCAUAUGUGAUCGGCGUAGCCUCAGACUUAUACUUAUACUUAAACAUUUUACAUAUAAAUUUUUAUCAAAGAAAGUAAAAUUUAAGUUAAGCUGUGUUUUAGUUUCUCACCACAGAUUCAUCAGACCAGAUUUAGUUGCCUCUUUCAGAGUUUUAUAUUGUUAUUUGUGGACUGUAGUUUCGAAAGCCAAAAAAUUUCAACGUAUAUUUACUAAGAUUUCAAAUUAAUUACGAUGCCACGUUCAGAAGCGGGCGACAGGUAAGCUGUACUUUGAAUUCGAUAGGCUCCCGCCAGC
Messenger RNA from Drosophila eugracilis, 959 nucleotides. RefSeq names its product ninjurin-2. Bases 218 to 634 code for a protein of 138 amino acids. The record is from RefSeq and is a predicted model, not a curated record. NCBI's taxonomy places the organism in Eukaryota, Metazoa, Arthropoda, Insecta, Diptera, Drosophilidae. The transcript has 3 exons. Gene Ontology annotation, cellular component: membrane. Gene Ontology annotation, biological process: tissue regeneration; cell adhesion.